Messenger RNA from Symbiodinium sp. CCMP2592, 1110 nucleotides. The record is from the annotation of a GenBank genome assembly. Lineage: Eukaryota; Dinophyceae; Suessiales; Symbiodiniaceae.
GCGGCCGGAUGCAGUGAUGAGCACCUGUUCAGAGACGUUGUGCAUGGCUUUUGCAUAUCCAGCUGGAUGCCAGCCACCGGCAACUCUGGCUCCAAGGAUCCAGAUCUUGAGACAUCAGUAUGGCAAGAAACGCAAAAGGAGAUUGACUUGGGGAUCGUGCUGGCAAAGAUAGUGUGGACUGCAGACUUCCACGACUUCACGAAUGUUUGCAAGAACAUCUUGAAGGAUAAUACCGCGUCAGGCAAGAAAGCGAUUGGUCAUGCAACUUCCUUUGCAACUCUUGGUUUGCACGUGGACCUGUCAAACACAGAGGAUCGUGUGAUUCUUGUCGGACACACUGACAAGCGGCGCGAGGAGCUCAGCAAUGCCUUUAACGAAGUUCUUGAACAAGGCAAGAUGGAGCGCAUGCCUUUCGAGAGGCUGAAAGGGCGCAUGGUUUUCUUCGAAGGUUACAGCUUCGGGAGAGUGAGCAACCAAGCCAUCAGGACUUUGUCAAGGGCUUGCAAGAAUACGAACUCAGCUGUUCCCUUGAGUGCGCUACACAGGUCUGCAUUGCAAUUCUUGAUCGAGCGAACCGGGUCAGCUGAACCAUUGAGGAUUCAGCCGUGCCUCCGGGCAACUUGGAUUCUCUUCACGGACGGAGCUUGUGAGGCUGAGAAAUCUUGGGGCGGCAUCGGAGGUCUUCUCUUUGCUCCGAAUGGCAGCUGCGCUGGCUAUUUCGGUGAGUCGGUCCCAGAGGAACUCAUGAAACAACUCCUGUCUUUUUCGAAGAACCCAAUCUUCGAACUUGAGAUUGCUCCGAUCUUGAUUGCAUAUGAACUGUGGAAGGGUCUUAUCCAGGGCGCACAACUUGUGUGCUACCUCGAUAACGAGGGAGCGCGUUACUCUUGCGUCCGUUGCUUUGCUGAUACUUCGAGUGUUGCUGAUGAUUGGGUGCGAGGCGUAUUGCAUCUUGAAUCCCAAGCACGAGUGAACGUGUGGUACAGCCGCGUACCCACUUCAUCGAACGUAGCCGACGGGCCAUCACGGCUUGAGUUCACAGAGGUGCAGAGGCUUUGCAGGUACAGGUCGCGUCCGACGUGGGCCACUCUCCUUUCAAGAAGGGGGUGA